AUGCUGAUAAAUGCUUAUAUUAGCAUUAAAGGAAAACAUAAAAAUUUUGUACCUAAAAAUGUAAAUUCCUUUGAUAUAAAUUACAACUUUAGAAGGAUCCCACUUACAGAUAAGAUUAACUAUUUAAAAUAUCUGAACUUUGAAAAGUUUAAAAUAAAAAUUAAAAAAUUUAAUAACGUUUGUAAUAACGUGGGUAAUCACUUUUCUGAACAUUUUUUUUGUAACCAAUUUGGUAAUCAACUUUCAGAAAAAUUUAAUUACAAAUCUCCAUAUACUCAUGGAAUAAAAUUAAAAGAAUUUGAUACCUAUUACAUAAAAGACACAAAAGAAAAAAAAAAUGAUCAAAGUUAUUUUCAUAAAAUAAAUAACUUUAUAAAAGAGGAGGAUAAAUCACCCCUAUCAACACUAUUAAAUAUUAAUGAAUAUAAUAACCAACCCAUAUAUUUAAAUAAUUAUAUAAACAAAGAAAAUUAUAUACAAAAUAAAUAUAUCAAUGGAAUAGUGAAAUAUAAUACUGUUAUUAAUAAAGUAGCAAAUAAUUUUAAUAAUUCUAGUAACAGAAAUAUUUUUAUAAAAACAACAAACAGAUUUUUUCAAACGAUAAUACAAAAGAAAUUUCAUACAUCGAACAAUAAGAAAGAUGAUAAAAAAAUUUCCAAAAAUGGUAAAAAAAAUAAAAAAAUAGAAACACCAAAUAAAAAAAUAGAAACACCAAAUAAAAAAAUAGAAACACUAAAUAAAAAAAUGGAAAUACCAAAUAAAAAAAUAGAAAUACCAAAUAAAAAAUGCAUAAAAAAUACAAAAAAUGAAACUAUUAUAAAAAGUCCAGAAAAUACAUGUCUAGAUAAAAAAAAAAAUAUAGAAGAAAAUAAACCCAUAAUAAAAGAAAAAAUAUGUAACAUCAUUGAAAAUGAUACUAAUAUUAAACAUAAAAUGAAUGAAACAGAUAAAAAUUAUAUUACCAAUUAUAAAAAUAAAAUAAAAAAUCUUAUAAAUAACUUAUUUGAAAAACAUCUUUUAUUAAUGAACUCGCUAAUUGCAGGAACAUUAUAUUUUAUUGCUGAUAUAGCAUGCCAAUUUAUGGAAAUGAGUAAACAGCCUAAUGAAUAUGAUAUAUAUAGAACUCUUAGGAUGUCAACUAUUGGAUUUACCCUUGAGGGACCAGUAAUGACAUGGUGGUAUGGAAAAAUUUUAGCUAAUUUUAUUAAAUCCAGACCAAAUAUAUUUUUAUACAAAUCUUUUAUACCAACAUUAUUUGAUAAUUUUAUUUUUGGACCCAUCCAUUUAACAAUAUUUUUUUUUUAUAAUGGAAUCUUAAAAAAACAAUCUCGUUCAGAAAUUGUAGAAAAAAUUUUAAAUACAGGAAUGAAUGUUUUUUUCAUUUCUUUCGUGACAUGGACACCAUUAACACUAGUUAACUUUUUUUUUGUCCCAAGGAUUUAUCAAGCUACAGUUGUAUUUUUUGCUGAUUUUUUUUGGGUUAUUUUUCUUUCAUGGUCGGCAAAUAAUAAAUAA
Messenger RNA from Plasmodium berghei ANKA, 1515 nucleotides. Its product is annotated as protein Mpv17, putative. Bases 1 to 1515 code for a protein of 504 amino acids. Lineage: Eukaryota; Apicomplexa; Aconoidasida; Haemosporida; Plasmodiidae. The transcript has 2 exons. Gene Ontology annotation, cellular component: cytoplasm; membrane. The record is from RefSeq and is a predicted model, not a curated record.